GCAACACAUUCACCAUGUCUGAAUGGAUUCGGUGUCUUGUCGCACUGGUGUUCUGUCUCCAACAUACAGUAGCGGAUUUUGUUUUGACUCAGUCCCCGACUAUCUCAACUUCUGCGGGGAAAACUGUAAAGAUCACUUGUACCAUGUCAGGAGACAACAUUGGUAAUUACUACGCGAGCUGGUACUGGCAGAAACCCGGCAGCGCCCCUGUGUAUGUGUGGCAUCAAAGAUAUGGCAGAGCUUCCGGUAUUCCAGAGCGCUUCACCGGUUUUGUAGACUCAUCUAGCAACCAGAUGGACUUAACCAUCGCAAACGUGCAAUCGGAGGACGACGCCGACUAUUACUGCGCUGUAGAUAGAGAUUAUGUCAUCACUUUCGGAAAAGGAACCGCACUGAACUUAGGCAAUCUGCGACCUCCCGUAGUGUCCGUCCUUGGACCCUCAACGGAAGAAAUUCUGGGAAAAGGCACCGCCACACUGGUGUGUUUGGUGAGUGGGUUUAAUCCAGCCGCUGUGAUUAUCGAGUGGACUGUGGACGGUAGUACGAGAAGGAAUGGCGUUGAGAUCAGCCAGACCCAGCGGGACGCGGAUAACACGUUCAGUGCGAGCAGUUACCUGACUCUGCCAGCCUCAGACUGGAACUCACACGAGCUUUACUCCUGCGUGGUUAAACACGAGACUCGGACAACUAAAGCAAACGUCAUGAGAUCCAGCUGUAUCUGAUUCAAGCAAUCUGUGUACGGAUUCCUUACAUUUGAAAAUAAA
This is a messenger RNA of Hypanus sabinus (Atlantic stingray), 764 nucleotides long. Its product is annotated as immunoglobulin lambda-1 light chain-like. Lineage: Eukaryota; Metazoa; Chordata; Chondrichthyes; Myliobatiformes; Dasyatidae. The transcript has 3 exons. The record is from RefSeq and is a predicted model, not a curated record. Bases 15 to 722 code for a protein of 235 amino acids.